GUUUACUCUAUGAAUACCGAAAGCCAGCCGCUCAGAUCCGUUCCGAAUCUUUCAUCCCAUAGUCUCCAGUAGAAAUGCAAUAAGGCGUGAGGCUCUCCUUCCUCUUCCUUUUCUUUACAGAACACAUGUUGCCCGGUUCAUCGUCUCGCUGGAUACGGCCGAACUCGGAUCUCAGUAUUAAUGUCCUCCAAGCUUGCUCACACAAGGAGCCGUCACGAGAUUGUGGCCCAGUGACACUGUAUGACUUGACUGGCACCAAGUUGAUAAGCCAAGUCUAAUUCCCAGGCGAAGACAAGGAACCCAGCAGAUUGGAAGAGACGGAGAGGGAAAAGACAAUAGAGUGAAGAAAAUGAAACUCAAAUCCCUCCUCGCUGUGCUCUCACUGGCAGGUAUCAACCUGAACCUGCUAGCGACGGCAACACCAAUAUCUUGCUCCGACGUGCGUCGCCCCCCACCCAAGCUAAUACCGGAAAGCAACCGUGACAAACUCCAAACUAACCCAAGGGCUGCACAGCUAAAACGCGACCUCAUUCUCAAAGGCGAGCUUCCCAAGGAAGCCUGUUGCAGCUACGGCCGCUGCCUGGGCGACGUGGUGAUUGCCAUGGCCUGAACUCGACGGCAGACCUGAGUU
Molecule: messenger RNA, 631 nt
Organism: Canariomyces notabilis
Lineage: Eukaryota; Fungi; Ascomycota; Sordariomycetes; Sordariales; Chaetomiaceae
Exons: 2
Coding region: 350-610 (86 amino acids)
Source: RefSeq, a predicted model, not a curated record